AUGAAGGGCUUCAGGCAGAGAGUUCACGAGCAGCUAUCCCGCGCGAAGGACUCGAAUAAGUCGUCGAAAAAGAAGGAUUCCUCUUCUUCCACUGGUACGUUGUCCCCUGGGGCCUCCGCGAAUCUUGGUCAACCAGGGCAAACGUUAUCACCGGCAGGCUCGAACCAUGGUACACCUACGUCGUCAACAACCGCCGUCAACGAAACAAAGUCGAAGCCCGCCAACGCUCCUGACAAUGGAGCCGCCACCGGACUCACCCUGCAUCACAACGCUCCCGUUCUGCCCAGCGGCGCACCCAAUCAACAGCACUACAUUCCACAGCCGCCGCAUAUAGGAGGACAGAUGACGAGCAAUGGUCCGGGUACACCAACUCGACAGGGCCUUCCGAUGGCUCCGAGCGUGGUUAUCAGCCCCAGCGCACCACACAUUCCUCCCCCCGGAGCUGCUGAAACAAUGCCUGGUGACCUACAACCACCAAAGACGGGUCAAAAACCACAUCUUAUCGACAGGCUACAGACCCCCAAGGACAUAACUGGCGGGUUCAGGCCCCCACGAAGACAGCAUUCGUCACGCUUUGAUAUCUCAGACCAACGCCAGAGGGAGCUCGAGAAGCUCCCUGGGUUCCACGAAGUGCCUCCCAACCGAAGACAAGACCUUUUCAUGCAGAAAAUUGAUCAAUGUAAUAUCAUAUUUGACUUCAACGAUGCGGCCGGCGAUAUGAAAUCCAAAGAAAUCAAACGGCUGGCCCUCCAUGAACUUCUCGACUACGUUGCCAACAAUCGAUCCGUCAUCACAGAGCCCAUGUACCCUAAGGUGGUGGAUAUGUUCAGCAAAAAUUUGUUCCGGCCUAUCCCUCCGCCCGUUAACCCGCAAGGAGAUGCGUUUGACCCGGAAGAAGACGAGCCAGUUCUAGAAGUAGCGUGGCCCCAUAUUCAGGUUGUCUACGAAUUCUUCCUUAGGUUCAUCGAGAGUCAAGAUUUCAGCACCAACAUCGCGAAAGCGUAUAUCGACCAUCAAUUUGUCCUUCAGUUGCUCGAACUAUUCGACUCAGAAGAUCCUCGAGAACGCGACUUUUUGAAAACAACGCUGCAUCGUAUAUAUGGAAAAUUCUUAAAUCUGCGCUCAUAUAUCAGACGGUCGAUUAACAACGUCUUCUUCCAAUUUAUCUACGAAACUGAACGAUUUAACGGUAUUGCCGAGCUCCUGGAGAUUUUAGGCUCGAUCAUCAACGGCUUCGCGCUGCCCCUGAAGGAAGAGCAUAAACUAUUCCUGACACGGGUUUUAUUACCCAUGCAUAAAGUUAAGAGUCUGAGCAUGUAUCAUCCGCAGCUGGCGUACUGUAUCGUGCAGUUUCUAGAGAAGGAUGCCGCCCUGACAGAAGAAGUUGUUCUUGGUCUACUCCGCUACUGGCCGAAAGUGAAUAGUACUAAAGAAGUCAUGUACCUAAACGAAGUCGAAGAUAUUUUCGAGGUUAUGGAACCUGCAGAGUUUGUAAAGGUGCAAGAGCCUCUGUUCCACCAGCUUGCGAAAUCUGUGGCCAGCCCUCAUUUCCAGGUUGCGGAACGUGCACUUUACUUUUGGAACAACGAAUACUUUUGUAACCUGGUUGGUGAUAAUGUGGAGACCAUUCUCCCGAUCAUGUUUGCACCUCUUUAUGAGAAUUCCCAAGGCCAUUGGAACAGGACUAUCCAUAGCAUGGUGUAUACCGCGAUGAAAAUGUUCAUGGAGAUCAACCCGCAGCUAUUUGACGACUGCUCUCACGACUAUCGGGAGUACCAAAACUCCACCGAGGCACGGGAAAAGAGCAGACAGGAGAAAUGGGACCGUCUGGCCGAGAUGGCAAAGACAAAGCGGGAGAGCGCUGAACUACCGGCACCCGAAGGCUCCAAGUCGUCUGAUGCUGCUGGGUCAGGCGACGGCCUGGACCCAAUAACCCAAGACAGUCAACAGCGACUAAACGCGCUCAAACUGCAAGACGACACCCCGGCCAGCAAGGAACGGCGGCUCAGAGAGGGUCAAAACUCGGUUAGUGCCUCACACGUUGAUUAA
Arthroderma uncinatum is the source of this 2049-nucleotide messenger RNA. RefSeq names its product serine/threonine protein phosphatase 2A. The coding region runs from base 1 to 2049 and encodes 682 amino acids. Gene Ontology annotation, molecular function: protein phosphatase regulator activity. Gene Ontology annotation, biological process: signal transduction. The record is from RefSeq and is a predicted model, not a curated record. Gene Ontology annotation, cellular component: protein phosphatase type 2A complex. The transcript has 7 exons. Lineage: Eukaryota; Fungi; Ascomycota; Eurotiomycetes; Onygenales; Arthrodermataceae.